This is a messenger RNA of Auanema sp. JU1783, 972 nucleotides long. NCBI's taxonomy places the organism in Eukaryota, Metazoa, Nematoda, Chromadorea, Rhabditida, Rhabditidae. The record is from the annotation of a GenBank genome assembly.
AUGGUAGUAGAAGGCUGGGGUAAGAUUGUCUCCGCUUCGUACGACCAAAAUAUUCGAGUAUGGGAUCCUACAACUGGGAAGGUUGUGAUCAGUAUGCCUCAUGCCGAGGCUCAGGUUAAUGCUAUGACUUUUCAACCAAAUACGAAUAAUUUGGCGGUGGCCUCUUGGCAGAAAGUUAGGCUUUUUGAUAUUAGUAGUCCGCAAUCGCCUUUGGUAGGGUCAUUUGAAGGCGUCCAUCGCAAUAUAACGUGUGUAGGAUUUGAACCAUCAGGUCAUUGGAUGUUUAGUGGCGGGGAAGACGGAGUUUGUAGGGUUUAUAACACUAGAUCCAUCCACUUCAGUGUUCAUCAUUCAUUCCAGGUUUCAAGUCCAAUAACUUCAAUAAUUUUAAUAAAUGGAGCUGAAUUCUUCAUUGCUGAUCAAGGUGGUAAUGUUUCAUUAUGGGACUUAAGCAAACCCAGUGAUGGUACCGAGGUAUUUCGUCUGCCGAUGCCAAAAUUGACCACGAUGGAAUUCGUUGUGAAACUUGCUGUUCAUCCCGCUGGUCAUACUCUCACGGGAAUUACAAACAGAGGAUUUUUGAUUACAUGGUCUUUGACUCCAGCGGAUCCUGAAGAAAUCGUCAAUCCAUGUAUUGAACCUAGUACCAUUUGUAACUUGACGGAUUUCCGGCAGGUAGUAAACGCUCAUGGAUUAAGCUUGAGAUACACACCCGAGGGAGAAUAUUUAGUCAUUACUUUCUCCAACAAUCACAUUUAUCUUUUCAAGUCACAGGAUUAUAACCUUACUAGAUAUUUGGAUGCGCAGAGCGAUUGGAAUUGGGACGUUCUGUUUACGAAGGACACUAGAAAAAUGUUCACAGGAGGACAUGAUCAUAAAGUAAAAGUUUGGGACUUUGAAAAAGGCACCAUCAUCAGCAAAUUUGAUGGGCACGUGAAACCAAUCACUGCCCUUUGUUUAACCGAAAAUUAA